This is a messenger RNA of Charadrius vociferus (killdeer), 440 nucleotides long. Its product is annotated as transmembrane protein 14C-like. The record is from RefSeq and is a predicted model, not a curated record. Gene Ontology annotation, biological process: regulation of heme biosynthetic process. Gene Ontology annotation, cellular component: mitochondrial membrane. Bases 5 to 328 code for a protein of 107 amino acids. NCBI's taxonomy places the organism in Eukaryota, Metazoa, Chordata, Aves, Charadriiformes, Charadriidae. The transcript has 4 exons.
CAGCAUGGCCGUGGACUGGCUCGGGUUUGGCUACGCCGCUCUGGUGGCAUCAGGAGGAAUCAUUGGCUAUGCAAAAGCAGGUAGCGUUCCAUCGCUAGCUGCUGGCCUUUUCUUUGGGAGUUUGGCUGGACUGGGGGCGUAUCAGCUCUCGCAGAAUCCAAAUAAUGUUUGGAUUUCUCUGAUUACAUCUGGAACACUGACUGCUGUCAUGGGAACAAGAUUUUACAACUCUGGAAAAUUCAUGCCAGCAGGGCUAAUUGCUGGUGUCAGUUUGCUAAUGGUUGGAAGAUUAGCACUGAAGAUGGUGGAAAAGCCCCACGAUAAGUAACUGUUCAUUUUACAGUUUAAUAUCUGGAUAAGGAAACCUGAUAAUGAAGUUGUGUGAAUGUAGAAGCAAGAAGAUGGAACAAUUUUCUAUACCAAGACAAAUUUUUUUCCUU